UUUUGUGAUGAAUUUGGCAUAAACAUUUUGUUGUUUUUCUGAUAGGUUGUGUUUUUGCUUUGUUUUGUUUCUCGUUUUGUUUCCCGUUUUCUUUCAUUUCCCGCGCCAAGUAUUUGUUACGCGCGAUGCAGCAUUCAAAUUCCUUUGAAUUGUUUUCUUUCUCUUAUGUUAUUCUGGUGAAGUCUUGGUGGCAUAUCGUCUGGGAAAGACGUCUUUUGGUUGAGAUAUCGGGUGUUAGCGAAGUUUUCAGUGAGAGACUGGUGCGAGCAGGGGAGAUGUUAGAUAUACUCGCAGCAGUAUUUGGUCGUGAGGAUCCCAGGGGAUACGUGUUGGGAAUUUCGUGUGUAGUAGGGUACCACCGGUGCAGUCACGGGGAUCCUUUUGGCGUGGUUGGUGCGAUGGAGCUUGCGUGCGUGCUGCGCACUUCUUCCCUCUCUCUCUCAACCACCACCACCGUCUCUCUCCAAUCAAGUUUCCUUCUCCCACUCUCUCUCCAACUCUCUCUCAACCUCUCUCUCUCGGUCUAACACGGCCGACUACCCAGUGCCCCAAGUAACGUCCAGAACGUGCUUGCUGCACCCCGCGUAGUUUACCUUUCAAGUCUAGACUAAUGGUUCGAAGCGUGCGCGACUCGGCGAGCAUAAUGUCGAGCGAUGGAACCGCAGCCCAAGCAUCCGAGGCGCGAAAGCGUCAGCACUACGCUCGUCCGGGACACGUGUCCUUUGACGAACGCAGCUUUAAACUUACCACCUUAGCCGUGGAAAGCUUUGGCCGCCUUGGAGAGGAGGGUUACGAGUUCAUCGAUGAACUUGCGACACAUGCCGCGGGAGGAAGGGAUGGAGGAACGAUGUCUCUGAAAGGAGUCUUCAAGGAACGACUUCCUCGGAUCGUUUCGGUGGCUACACAGGUGGCCAUAUCUCGGCGAGUGCAGAGGUACAAGCUCGCAUUGCGCGGGCGUCAAGACGCCGAAAACAGGCGAACAAGAUCGACCUCGAACCAGUCAACGCCAAUGAUAUGAGGAUGGAGUGUAGACGCAUCGUAGAACGCGUUUUCGUUUGAAGUUGGCGUCUUGUUUGGGAGUAGAUGUGACAGAUUUGCGUAGAAUAGGGUAAGAUGUUAUCAUGAACGGAGAAGAAAGGGCUUUUCCAACACGGAGAUGUAGCAUGGAUCAACGCAUUUGUUGGAUAUCAGCUUUUACAAGAGGACAUCAACGCAGUAACAGUAUUAAUAGUAUUUUAGCAAGCUUACGAACGCAUGUAGGAUACCAUGUGGAUUGUCAUUGGUUUUAUUUCAAACUGAAGAGGAGAUAUUUUUACGAUGUAAGUGACGGUAGAAAUAUGUUCUAGUCUACAUAUGUUGUUGUACUUCGUAUUGGUUUAAUAUUCAUGUAGAG
Ectocarpus sp. CCAP 1310/34 is the source of this 1393-nucleotide messenger RNA. The record is from the annotation of a GenBank genome assembly. Lineage: Eukaryota; Phaeophyceae; Ectocarpales; Ectocarpaceae.